AGAAGGAUUUGAUCGAAAAGCGAGUUGAUCCAAUGUGUUCGGCUAUCGUAACACAAAUUCAAAACGACGCAAAUGGUCAAGCAUUGUUCAGAUUAGGCGACCGUAUGGCAGUAAUAGUGAGCAAAAAUCAAUCAUCAGUCAAUAAGGUCAGCUUCAUUGAGCUAUUCAACAACAAAGGCAUGAUAGCAACCGAAGCUAGCGGUCCCUGGUAUUUUGACAGCGAUGGAUCGGCCUAUAUAACCUUCGUGUUGACAGUACCAGAGGGAAAUACGAGCGCAAAGUAUGGACGUGGUGGCGAUGAUUACAAAUAUAAGUUACGUGCUUGGACAAGCACUCCUGACGGACCACAUUGUACUAGUUUUAGUUUGAUGGUUUCUUGGGCUAAUGCUUUGCCAGUUGCUGAAGAAUCCACAUCCACAUAUGAUCCAAAAUGCAGUGCCAUAAAAAUCUUAUACCCAAACGCAACCCUCGGAAAACUCUCCCUCGUAAAAAACUCGCAAGUAACUGUUCGCGUCACAAAAGGCGAUUCAAAAGCCACAUACUUGAUCUCGAUUGACUUAUACACGUCGAAAGGCGCGGCUGCGUUUUUGUGGCAAGCCCCUGCAGACCAAAAGUUACUUUUUGGGGAUGAUGGGACUGCAGAGAAAGAAGUGACGCUCACCGUUCCCGAUAAUCCAGACUUCAAGUUGGGAAAUGAUGCUGACUCGACAGAAUUCUUCUUUAGAAUUUGGACUGGUACGGAAGAGGGUCCCCAUUGUACUACUAUGAGUGAUGCAUUUAACAUUAUCAAUUCUUAA
Ambispora gerdemannii is the source of this 797-nucleotide messenger RNA. NCBI's taxonomy places the organism in Eukaryota, Fungi, Glomeromycota, Glomeromycetes, Archaeosporales, Ambisporaceae. The record is from the annotation of a GenBank genome assembly.